GUGCUGCUUUGGCGAAUGAGUUAUGAUUUAUUUUGCCACGUCAAAUCCAACGCACCAUAUAAAAUGGUUUUAGGAUUAAACCGCCCCAGGGAAAUCUGGCAGUCGGUGUACUCCAUAGUGAGGUUUAUGAACAAUCAACCAGGGACUAAAGAGCAAAGCGAUAAACAACCACCCAAGCUCAUGCACCUUUUCGACCUUACAACAGAGAACAACCCACAGAAAGUUUGUAUAUUCUUUAGACAUACCCAAAAUUAUUGAAUUUCGUACAGUACAGAUGAAAACAUUUGGCCCACCAUGCUGUUUCCAUGCGCUGAAAGAGCCUGCAAGUAACUACUUUCCUUUCUCGUUCCUGUUGCAGUUUGUGCCUCUUCAGGUUCUCAUCAUUUGCCCUAUACUCACAGCAAUAUGCUUGCGUUCACGCUGGGCUUCUUUUUAAUCUGGUUUCUAUGCUGGUGGAUGCGAGAUAAACUUAAAAUAGGAAAUGUCUCGGACAAGUAUGUGUUCAUCACUGGAUGUGAUACUGGAUUUGGAAAUCAUGCUGCAAAAGUAUUUGAUGCAGGUGGAUUUCGAGUGCUUGCUGGCUGCCUGACUGAGGAGGGGGCCCAAGGCUUAAAGAAUGAGACUUCAAGCAGGUUGAAAACAAUCUUGUUGGAUAUUACAAAAUCUGAUAGUAUUGAGAAUGCAACUGAUCUGAUCAAAGUUGAAGUAGGAAACCAGGGUCUGUGGGGAUUAGUAAACAAUGCUGGAAUAGCUGGAAUACUCUGUCCCACAGAUUGGUUACAGAUUGAACAUUUCAGAAGACCUAUUGAAGUUAAUUUAUUGGGACCAAUUGAGAUGACAUUAAAAUUGCUACCUCUGAUUAAGAAAGCCAGAGGAAGAAUAGUGAAUGUAAGCAGUGUGCUCGGUCGAUUAGCUUUGACUGGUGGAGGAUACUUUCCAUCGAAAUUUGGAAUGGAAGCUUUCAACGAUAGUUUAAGGCGUGAUAUGAAGCAUUUUGGAAUAAAAGUCUCAUGUAUCGAGCCUGGGAUAUUUGUAACCAAACUGACGGAUUGCAGCUUACAGCGUCAUGAAAAGCAAGAGCUGUGGGACCACCUAUCACCUGAUCUGAAAAAGCAAUAUGGAGAAAAUUAUUUAAUACAAUCAGACACCAGACAGGAGAAAUUAGUGAAAAGAUGGUCAAGUAAAGACCUUUCCCAAGUGGUGUGGUGUAUGGAACAUGCUCUGACAGCAAAGUACCCUCGAUCCCGGUACAGUGCAGGCAUCGAUGCAAAGCUGCUUUGGAUUCCAAUGACUUACUUGCCGACAUUUGCCUCAGACUAUCUGUUGGCUCAGGAUACAGUAAUAGAUUCAAAUGCUGUGUAAAAAGACCAUUGCUCCAUCUUCUAAAUUAACAUCACUUUAAUGGAAGUAAUAAGACUGACAAGAAGAUAUCAAAAGAAAAAAAAUGAACUUCACACAUGCAACAGCAUUUUUUGGUAGUGAAACAAGUACUGAUUAAGUCUGUCAUUCUGAGGAAGGGUCACCACACCCAAAAAGGUAACUGAUUUUUUUCUUUACAGAUGCUGUCAGACAUGCUGAGUGUAUCCAGCAACUUCUGUUUUUGUUCCGGAUUAAGUCAGUGAUGUCAUAUAAUCAAACUAUAUGCAGACGUGAGUCUGGAGUUUGUUUCAGGAGAAGAUGAAAUAUGUCACGAUAUAGUAUCAGAUUGCUUAGGUUUGUAUUUAUGAUAAUGAUGCCCUAUAUAUGCCUCAAUCAUUUAUUUCAUAAUAUUCAUACUUUAAGUUAAACAUGAAGAGAUUCUAUAACUUUCAUUUCUGGCAUGCUGUCUGUGAGAAUACUUCCAAAAUGAUUGGCAGCUAACCCAGUUUCAUGAAUGCUUGGAGAUCUUGGCUUGGCAAAAGACUACAGCGAUCUCUGGAUCUUUGUGAGCAAAUUUUGUUGCGUAUUAUCGUUAACACUAUUUCAGUGAUGAUUUUUCAAUGAUUUUUAAAGGCAAUCACAUGGUUAUUUUUUUAAAUGACUAAUAUUGCACAACAUUUAAGCCCUGAAUUACGAUUGUAUGGAAUUUAGACAUCUGUAUUUGGUCAUUUGUAUUAUGCUACUGGAAAGGGUGGGGCAAACCUGUCAGUCCUGAAAGGAUUGUGGGAGGCAGUAUUAGGAACAUAAUCCAGUUCCACUAGUAUAAUCUUCCAUUUAAACUUGACAGUGAGUCACUCAUCCAUUCGCACAUUUAAUUAUUUUCCACUUAUAUUUUUCUUAAAAAAUGUAGUUACAUAUAUUGAGUAACAUUUAUUUGCAAGAUGCAAUUUCUUAUCAGGUUUAGAAUGUCAAUGUAUUGUUCUUCAAAAUAAAGCACUGAAAUUUAAAAUUUAGAUCGGUUUAAGUGCACUUAUAGCUGCUAUUUGCUUUUUCUUCUCUAAUUACACCAUUGUCAAUCAAGCUAAGUUCCCUUUAACUAGCUGCUGUGCUUCCCUAUAUAUCAGAUGUAUUUAAUUAACUGUUACACACUUGGAGAAUGCAAAAGAUGUGAAAGACAUGUUUUUACUUUAUUUUCUUAAGAUAUCAAAGAUGAGCUCGGGGUAAAUGAUUGAACAUUGCUGACUAUGCAGAAUUCAGUGACGUUUUUUAAAGAGCAUUUGCGGAUGGUGAAAGAUGUAGCAAAGUGAAAAGUUAACAGAGUAAGUUAUAAUUGGUGGGGCCCAGUCAGGUGAAAACAUUGUUAUCAAGUGAGGAAUGUGGGAAGGUGGGGCGUGGUCAAGUUUAGACAUGACAAAUAACCUUUUGGGAUAUACAGCUGGUGGAGUUUGCAAGCUUAGACUGAUAUGAGGCCAUAAAGAAAUUUACAAAAAGGGGCAGUGAGGUUGGAUGAAUGAAAUCUAGUGCAUCAUAUUUUUUGUAGAUUUUAUCAAGUUAGAGUUUAAAUAGAGAUGGGUCAAGAUCUGUGCCUUUAUUUUAUAAAAUGGUGGUGAGUAUGUCAGGUGAGGUGAGAGUGACUGUCCUUGACAUCAAUACAGCAUUUGGCAGAGUAUGACAUCAAGGAGCCUUAGUAAAACUAAGUCAAUUCCAAUAGAGGGAAAACACUCCAUUGAAUUGGAAAUAUACUCAGCACAAAGGAUGAUGUUGUAGAUGCUGAGGGUCAAUUAUUUCAGUCCUAUGACACCAUUGCAGGAAUUUUGCAGUGUGGUGUCCAAUGCCAAAACAUUUGCGACUGCUUCAUCAAUUAAUUUGCCUCCAUCAUAAGUUCAAAGUGGUGACUUUCACCAAUGAUUGCACAUUUCUCAGCACCAUUCCUAACUCCUAAGACAGAGCACUAGCCCAUGUUCAUAUACAAAAAACCUACACAACACCCAGGCUUGGCUUAAUAAGUGGCAAGUAACAUUCGUGCCGUACAAUUUCCAGGCAAUGACCAUCUCAAAAAAAAGAGAAUUUAACCAAUUCCCCUGGAUUGCAUUACCAACACUUCCACUUCACUUCCAACAAGCCAGGUGCUUUUGUUGACCAGAAGUUGACUGGACUAGCCGUAUAAAUACUGUGGCUACAAAAGCAGGUCAGAGGCUGGAAAACCUGUGGCAAGUAAUUCACUUUCUGACUGAUAAAGCACAUCCACCACCUACAGCACACAAGUCAGGAGUGCGAUGGAAGGCUCCAGCUGCCGUUGGGUGCAGCUCCAAUAACACUCAAUAAGUUUGACUCCAUCCCAACAAAAACAACUUAUUUGAUUGACAACCUAGCCAUCACCUUAUAUGUUCACUCCCUCCGUCACCAACAUAGAGGUGCAGCAACAUGUGCCAUUUGUAAGAUACACCAUCGUAACUCAGCAAGACUCCUUCCAAAUCUGUGAUGUCUAUCAUUUAGAAAGACAAGAGCAGCAGGUGCACGGGAAUAUCAUCACCUGUGAGAUUCCCUCUAGGUUACUCACCACCCAGACUUUGAAAUAUAUUGUCAUUCCUUCAAUGUGCCUGGUCAAAAUCCUGGACAUCCUUCCAGAAAACAUUUUGGGUGUCUCUAAACCCAAAGGACUGCUGUGUUUCAAGAAGAAAGCUCAGAACCACCUUCUCAAGGGCUAUGAGGGAUGGUUAAUAAAUGCUGGCUUAGCCAAUAAUUCCCACAUUAUAUAAAUGAAUAAAAAAAGAGCAGAGUGAGAGAUGAGGAAAGGAUAAGUAAUGAGUGGAGUGUGUGAGAGAGGAAAGUGGAUGUCAUCAUGGUUACUGUAUACUUUAUUGAUAUAAAAACAAAUGCUGGAAAUACUUAUCUGGUGGAAAAAAUGGAGAGAGAAGCAGAGUUAAUUUUUUAGGUUUGUAAUCUUCCUUUAGAACUAACGUUCUUGGCAGUGGGUUAGAAGAUGGGAUUAAAAAUUCAGUGCAGCUCGAACAAGAGAUCAAAAAGGUGCCAAUGAUAAAUAGAUUCAGUUGCUUUCCUACAUGUUCCACUGGUAUGAGGCUACAGUGAUCUUAAAUGCUGGGCUUUAGCUUAGGUUUUUUCUCAGAAUGGGUGGAAGAAAAGCAAGAGAUGGUUGUCAGUGAAAAAUCAAUCCAGGCUUGGUCACCUAGUGCUUAUUUUUGAAUUAGUAAUUGUUAUUCACCUGUAGGUGAGCACUGCAGUCAGAUUGUUCCCUUGUGGUUCCAUGACCAGAGAAGAGAUGAAAGGCCAGUGAAUCUAUUUCUCACGGUUAUGAUUAGUACACUUGAUGAUCUUUCCUGAUACUUCAUGGCCUGGGAUCUUUUAUAUCCAUCUGACAAGAACUCUUUAACAGAUGGUCCAAAAGGCAGCGCCCCCGUCACUGCAGCAAUCCUUCAUUCCAACACUGAAAUGAUGAUAUGGUUAAGUCCUGGAAUGGGUUUGAAUUCACAAGCUUCAGAUUCACAGGAAAGAGCUAUACAAUUGAGCCAAAUGUGGCAGUAACACCACUCUUUUCUUAAAUAUAUCAAAAGAAAAAAUUCAAAGUUGGCAUAUGAGCACAACAUCAAUAGCAACAUAUAGUACUGUAGGAUUAUGAGUAAAGUUCCAGGGAUUCUAGGUGAAAAUUUGUAUAACAAUGAUUUUUACUCAUUUCGUUAUAACUUUUAUAAUGCUUAUUUAUCCUUGAAUACGGUUUCAACUUUAGCAAGUGUAUCAAAUGAUUGUAAAGAAUGUGCUUUGAACAUGAUGGCCUGUCGUGCAAUAGAAACUGAUCUAUGGUGAUGAUGUGUGGAAUUGGAAAAUUAAGCCUCAAGAUGCAUGUGCAACAUACAAAACUGCAAAUCUGUGAUAUUUACUUUCUAUCUUUAGAAUUAGAUCUUCCCCCCCUUCCCUUUUCUUACAGUAGCCCCCAGAAUAAAUAUCUGAGACACAAAGCACAAGUAAAUCAAAGGAUUUCAAACUUCAUAAAACCAUUUAAAAAAGUGAACCAACUGCAGAUAGCGGAGAUUGAGAAGGGAUGACUGCCUGAUGAUGUUUGUCUCAGUGAAAGUGGCUGAGGCCGUGAUAAAAACAUGAACUCUGAAGAGUGAUAAGUACUAUACAUACACCUCAACACUUUGAAGGAUCAGAUUUAUGUAUGUGUGCACUUCAUUGUCAAACACUGUUGGAGUUGAAUGUUUGUUUUGUCCUGAUUUACAGCACUUAAAACAUUUCCUGAAUGUUGUACUGGAUGAAUGCAAUAUAAAAUAAAAAUGAUGUCAAAAAUAA
Stegostoma tigrinum is the source of this 5667-nucleotide messenger RNA. Its product is annotated as dehydrogenase/reductase SDR family member 9-like. The coding region runs from base 406 to 1362 and encodes 318 amino acids. The record is from RefSeq and is a predicted model, not a curated record. NCBI's taxonomy places the organism in Eukaryota, Metazoa, Chordata, Chondrichthyes, Orectolobiformes, Stegostomatidae. The transcript has 6 exons.